AUGGGCAUUCGCAAACUAAGCUGGGACAAUUGGAUUGAAAUGGACUCAUAUUUCCUUCGAUAUUAUAACAUGAAGGCAUCGGAAUUGAAGAAGGAUUUCAAUGCUCAUGUGAAGUAUGUCGAUAACGCAAUGACAAGAGAUGCAUGCUUUGAGCUUUAUGAGGAGUUGGUCCGAUAUUUGACCCAUCGCUAUCCCAAGAGCUACCGCUUGGAGGGUGAUAAGGUGUACAACAGCCUGACGAAAGAAAAGUUUGCUUUCCCGGCAUCAACCCCAAAUGAGGCGCUGGCAACUUCAGCUCUUUUGGUUCAAGACGAUUUGGUGAUUAUGGUCGAGAACGAUGAUGGGCAUUAUCAUCUUGACGCCGCAGCUGUAUGCCUUCCUGGCUUCUGGCGUCUCAGGGAAAAGUUCCGCAUGUCACUAGACACACUGCACCUCGAGGCGGGCGUGCCACACUAUGCUGCUAAGCUUCAAAAGUCAAUGAAUCGAUUCUUUCAGAAUCUCACGCCUGACAAGCCAGUGGAGAGAAACAAUUUUUUUAUUCAGCUUGAUGACGGACUUCACUGGUCGCAUCGCAUGGGUGAUCAAGCAGGCACAGAGGUUGCAUCAUGGGCUACUGCAAAUAGUCACGGUCUAUCCAUUGAUGAAAUUCACUUCCGGUCUGAGCGACAGACUCUUCGUCGACUGCCGCGCUCCAAGGCUGUGCUAUUUACAGUUCGCACAUAUUUCGAGCCAGUAACACGGAUCGCUGAAGAGCCGCAUAUCCCCGGUCGCUUAGCGGAAGCUAUUCGGAACUGGGAUGAGACCGUGUCCUUCUACAAGGGAAAGUCUCAUUGGGACAAAAUUCUACUCCCAUAUCUGGAUGAGCAGGAUCGACUGCAGAAAGAGCGAGGGAUUGUGGAUCAAAAGGAGGAGGGUUCAUUCCCUUAUUAA
This is a messenger RNA of Penicillium brasilianum, 930 nucleotides long. The record is from the annotation of a GenBank genome assembly. Lineage: Eukaryota; Fungi; Ascomycota; Eurotiomycetes; Eurotiales; Aspergillaceae.